Messenger RNA from Erinaceus europaeus (western European hedgehog), 3311 nucleotides. It is a transcript of the gene PLA2G4B, whose product is annotated as phospholipase A2 group IVB. Gene Ontology annotation, cellular component: cytosol. The record is from RefSeq and is a predicted model, not a curated record. Gene Ontology annotation, molecular function: calcium ion binding; calcium-dependent phospholipid binding. Lineage: Eukaryota; Metazoa; Chordata; Mammalia; Eulipotyphla; Erinaceidae. Gene Ontology annotation, biological process: glycerophospholipid catabolic process. The transcript has 20 exons. Bases 560 to 2953 code for a protein of 797 amino acids.
UCUGGCCUUGGACCAGAUAGGAGCAGGAGCCAGGGAAGUGCAGGGUCAUGGGAUAAGAAACUGUUCUGAGUUCUUUCCAACCUGGAGGUAAGCACCAGAUGGAGCCCCUGCCCAGAGAAUUAGGGCCUGAGAGUUCUAGCUUCUGGCUGCUACCUUGGACCACAGAAGGAAGUGCCUACCCCUGUCUGUCUGCUGACUCAGUUGCUUGGGAUGUGAGGGCCCCAGGAGACACUUCCCAAGCUCAAAUCUGUGAGCUACCUGCAUUGCCUACCUGCUUGAGGCAGGGCUAAAGGCAAAUGGAAGGCGGGCUGGCACAGACUUCCCUGCCUGGCACCUGGAGCUAGGGGUAGAUGGGCCAUAUUGGAUCCAUCUUCAACCUAAUGUUGUUAAGACUUGUCAUCCAGUGGGUGUUCUGAGCUGCGGAGGCAGAGCGCCUGCUUCCAGAACUGUCUCCCAGCCAGGGACUAGAGAAAGGCCAGGCUAAACCCUGGCAAGCUUCUUCCUUCCUGCAGCCUUGCCUCUCACCUCUCACCCAAUAGAGUGUGGACUAGGGUGCUGGAUGGAAAAACUGGGAACCUCAAAGGUGAAAGUGCCUGGGAUUUGCCUGCUCACUGUCCGGAUCCUGCAGGCCCGGUGCCUGCCUUCCAAGGACCUAGUGACAGCCUCUGACUGCUAUGUGACCCUGUGGCUGCCCACGGCUUCCAGCCAGAGGCUGCAUACUCGCACAGUGAAGAAUAGCAGAAACCCCGUUUGGAACCAGAGCUUUCACUUCCACAUCCACAACCAGCUCAAGAAUGUCAUGCAGCUGAAAGUCUUUGACCAAGACCUUCUCACCCACGAUGACCCAGUGCUGUCCAUUCUGUUUGAUGUGGGCACUUUGCAGAUAGGGCCUGUCCAGCGGGAGAGCUUCUCCUUGGGUCCUCAGAGUGAGGGGCAGCUGGAAGUGGAGUUUCACCUGCGGAGCCUGCCAGACUGUGCUGAGCAGCUCGUCAACAAUGGCAUCUUGGUGGCUCGGGAGCUCAUAAGCCUGCACGUUCACCUAGAGGAGGCAGGAGACCAAAACAGGAAGAUUGUGCUCUGGUUCCCAUCCCCAGGGUCAGAAGACAGAGUUCAGCUUGUGGUUCCUGGGUCCUGUGAAGGCCCUAAGGAGGUUGCUGUGGGCUCCAGCUCCUGUUUCCACUGUUUGGCCUGCUGGGAGCAAGAACUGAGAAUACAUUUACAGGAUGCCUCUCAGGAGCAGCUGAAGGUACCCCUGAAUGCCCUGCCCACUGGCCAGGUGGUGCGGCUCGUCUUCCCUACCUCCCAGGAACCCCUGAUGAGGGUGGUGCUGAAAAAAGAAGAAGGACCCAGUGAGCUGGCUGUGCGCCUGGGCUGUGGGCUGUGCACCAAGGAACAGAUCUUCCUGAGCAGGAGGAAGCAGGUGGUGGCCCGAGCACUGAAGCAGGCCCUGCAGCUGGAUGAAGACUUGCAGGAGGAUGAGGUCCCAGUGGUAGCCAUCACGGCCACAGGUGGUGGGGUCCGGGCAAUGACUUCCCUGUAUGGGCAGCUGGCAGCCUUGAAGGAACUAGGCCUCUUGGAUUGUGUCUCUUAUAUCACAGGGGCCUCAGGUUCCACCUGGGCUUUGGCCAACCUCUAUGAGGACCCAGAGUGGUCACAGAAGGAUCUGGCAAGGCCCACUGAGGUGCUGAGGACCCAGGUGACCAAGAGCAAGAUAGGCGUGCUGGCCCCCAGCCAGCUGUGGCGGUACCAGCAGGAGCUGUCCGAACGAACCCGUCUAGGACACCCACCCUGUUUCACCAACCUAUGGGCGCUCAUCAACGAGGCUCUGCUGCAUGAUGAGCCCCAUGACCACAAGCUCUCAGACCAGCAGGAGGCCCUGAAUCAAGGCCAGAAUCCUCUGCCCAUCUACUGUGCCCUUAACACCAAGACCCAGAACCUGAACACCUUUGAAUUUGGGGAGUGGUGUGAAUUCUCCCCCUAUGAAGUUGGUCUUCCCAAAUAUGGGGCCUUCAUACCCUCUGAGCUCUUCGGUUCUGAGUUCUUCAUGGGGCACCUGAUGAAGAGGCUCCCUGAGUCACGCAUCUGCUUCCUGGAAGGGAUCUGGAGCAACUUGUAUGCAGCCAACCUCCAAGACAGCUUGUACUGGGCCUCAGAUCCCAGCCAGUUCUGGGACCGCUGGGCUCAGGAUCAGGCCACUCUGGAGAAGGAGCAGGUUCCCCUUCUAAAGAUAGAGGAGCCUCCCACAGUACUGGGCAGCAUGGCCACAUUCUUCACGGACCUCCUGACACAGCGGCCCCUUGCUCAGGCUACCCACAACUUCCUCCGUGGCCUCCAGUUCCACAAAGACUACUUUGAGCAGCCUCACUUCUCUGCCUGGAAAGCCACGAAGCUAGACGGGCUCCCCAACCAGCUGACACCUGUGGAGCCCUACCUCUGCCUGCUGGAUGUAGGCUUCCUCAUCAACACCAGCUGCCCCCCACUCUUGCAGCCUACACGGGAUGUAGACCUCAUUCUUUCCCUGGACUACAACCUUCAUGGGGCUUUCCAGCAGCUGCAGCUCCUGGGAAAAUUCUGCCAGCAGCAGGGCAUCCCUUUCCCAGCCAUCUCACCCAGUGCUGAAGAUCAGCAGCAGCCCCGGGAGUGCCAUGCCUUCCUGGACCCUGAGCACCCUGAGGUCCCAGCCGUACUUCACUUCCCUCUGGUCAAUGACUCCUUCCGAGAGUACUCAACCCCCGGUGUGCAGCGGACGCUUGAGGAGAAGGCUGCAGGGGAGGUGAACCUGUCGCCAUCUGACUCCCCAUACCACUACUCAAAGGUGACCUACAGCCAGGAGGACAUGGAUAAACUGCUCCACCUGACCCACUACAACAUCUGCAACAGCCAGGAACAGCUGCUGAAGGCCCUGCGGGGGGCUGUGGAGCGGCGGCGGCUCAAGCGGUGCCAGCCUGAGUGAUGGCUAGAGGGCACUGCCCAGCCCACUGCCCAAACCGCUUCAGGCUAUCCCCAUGACUGCAGUGCUUGUAGGGGCCAAGAACAUGUCACUGGGUGUCUAAGAUUGAGCAGCAAGUGCAUGCAACACCCAGGUGCAGCACCAUAGCCGCUGGCUGCCUGGGAGGUGGGUGCUGUGACAGGGAGCCAGGCCAGCUCUCAUCACUUCCCACCACAGUCAGGCUCCCAGGAGUGACCUGGAGGUGGAAGGCCUAUGGCACCAGUGACAGCUGUUGGAGCUUCUGUGUCUUCACCCAUCUUGCUUUCCUGAGCCUGUGCAGAGUGAAGUCAAGCACUUUCUAUAUUACAGAAAUGUUACCUGA